CUUUAUAUAAACGAACAAAUAAAAACUGCCAUCAUCUCCGUGGCUCCAUCCUCAUCUCCAAAUAUCAUUGCACUAAUCCUAAAAGAUGAUGCAAUCGAACCCCAAAAAACGACAUCGCACCAUCAACCACCGCUACUUCUCCUCCGCCUCCGCCUCCGCCUCCAACACCACAGCCACUACACGCCUCUCCUCAACCGCUGCCAUAAUCGAUUCCUUGUCAGAUAAAACCGUCACCGAAACCUCCCAAAAACGCCGCCUAGAUACCUCAUUUAACGAUCCAACAACCGCCGAUGUCAUCCUCCAUCUUGUAUUGGAUCCCACAGCUCCAUUGGCCGAUGACUCUGUUUCAGUUUUUGACGACCCAUCCGACGACGUACAGAUCUAUCUCCAUUCUCACAUUCUCACGCGUGCCAAAUAUUUCUCCGCUUUAUUAUCCGAUCGCUGGAAAAACAACAACACUACCACCACCACAACCAACAAUAACUUUAUCUCUCUCAAGUUGAAUGUGCCUCCUACACAAAACUCAAUUGAAAAUCGUUUAACAGUACUCCAACUCCUCUACACGGACGAAUUCACCGCAGUAAUUACCUCUCCAUCGAUAGCGCUCGACAUUUUGCCGGUCGCACUAGAGUUAUUGUUCGAAGAAUGCGUAAAGAACUGCGUUAAAUUCCUCGAAGCAGUGCCGUGGUGUGAAGAAGAAGAAAACCGCGUGGUUAAUUUAAUUCCAACUCUUAACACAGAGGAAUCUGAAGUACUGCUCGCUAGGGUUAGGGUUUCACAAGAUAAUAAAAAUAAUAGUAAUAAUGAUAAUGCACUAUGCGAGGAAAUGCUGUACGGAUUAAUAUUAUAUGCAAUGCAUAACCAUCCCAACACGGCGUAUGUGAAAGCGUUUGUGGCGAAGGUGUUGAGAGAUGUGUCGAAUAGAGAAUCUGCAAGGAUUGUAUUGGAGAGGGCAUUUGAGGAGAGUUUGAAGGUGGUCAAGGAAUCAAUGGAAGAAUAUACGAGUCCUGAUUUUAGAGGAGUUGAUUACAAUGAGACAGAGGCUAUACAGAGAGUGAAUUUGCACACAGCGUUGACGAAUGGGAAGCAUCUCUUGUGGUUAGUAGAGAGAAUGAUUGAUUUGAAAGUGGCGGAUAAUGCGGUGAUAGAAUGGAGUGAGCAGAGUGGAUUUACAGGUGAUCUGCAACGUGCUUUUAGAGAUGAUGCUUCCAGGAAUAUCGUUCCUGGUCUUCCUAAUGUUGUCCUUCGCUGCACUGCUAAACUUGCUAAUGCUGUGGCUUCUGGUUCCAUUUUGGCUCCUAGACAGGUGAGGAUGAAGCUUGUAAAAGACUGGCUGCCUGUUCUGAUUGUGUGCAAAGAUAAUGUACCUCCAAUGUCAGUCAGUCAUAGAUCACUUUACCUAGAGCUGGAAGAGACAUUCCUAAAGAUCAUCUCCACUUUGCCCAUGUCAGAUGCACAAGAGUUGUUGCAGCAGUGCCUCAGCUUCUCAACUCGCAAUGUUGAAGAUUGCCCCCAUUUGGUCAAUGCAUUCAACACUUGGUUUCGCCGGGCAAUGCGACCCCCACAACGGAACCUUUUCUAACAAUGCUCUAUUACACUAUUUACCUUGUCUGCUGCUUCAUAUGGAGAUUCAGCACUUGUCAAAUAUUGUAUAUAUUUUAUCUGAUGUCUGUAUAUAAGCCCUACUUCUGAAGCAGGAGCAUAUCUCAAUGCUUCCUUUGCGUUUCUUUUCCUUUUGGGGGGCACUAGCUUUGUUUCUUCUUGAAAUGAACGGUGGCCUACUUCUUGUGGCUGUUUCCCAUGGCAUGUAAUGUACAUAGUUCAUUAUAAUUUUCCACUUGGAAGUAGUUUUCUUUA
Molecule: messenger RNA, 1857 nt
Organism: Ricinus communis (castor bean)
Lineage: Eukaryota; Viridiplantae; Streptophyta; Magnoliopsida; Malpighiales; Euphorbiaceae
Product: BTB/POZ domain-containing protein At1g63850
Exons: 2
Coding region: 86-1582 (498 amino acids)
Source: RefSeq, a predicted model, not a curated record